Prunus dulcis (almond) is the source of this 2675-nucleotide messenger RNA. RefSeq names its product pentatricopeptide repeat-containing protein At1g14470. Gene Ontology annotation, biological process: RNA modification. Gene Ontology annotation, molecular function: protein binding; RNA binding; zinc ion binding. The record is from RefSeq and is a predicted model, not a curated record. Lineage: Eukaryota; Viridiplantae; Streptophyta; Magnoliopsida; Rosales; Rosaceae. The transcript is spliced from 2 exons. The coding region runs from base 15 to 2303 and encodes 762 amino acids.
UUGGGCGUUUGUCGAUGUCACAGUUGGAUAGCUUAGCGUGCAAGAUAAGCAAUUUGAGUCAGCUAAGGCAGUUUCAUGCGCAGCUCAUUCAAAAUUCCCUCCACCACCAUAGCCAAUGGGCGUCACUGCUCAUCUCCCAAUGCACACGCCUCCGUGCGCCGCCACCCUAUACCCGUCUCAUCUUCGAUUCCACACCUCGCCCCGAUAUCCAUGUCUUCAUCUCUAUGCUCAAAUAUUACUCCAAUUUGGGCAGUGCCCAUUUUAAUCAAGUUGUUACUCUGUAUCAAAAGCUGCAGUGUUGUGACUUAAGGAUCGGUACCUUUGUGUACCCUGUCUUGAUCAAAUCUGCCGGCAGUAAAGGAAUUGAGUUCCAUGCCCAUGUCCUGAAAUUGGGUCUUGCUUCUGAUCCCUACAUUCGCAAUGCCAUCAUGGGUUUGUAUGCAAAAUAUGGCCCGGUUGAGAACGCCAGAGAUGUGUUUGCUGAAAUGCAUGAGAGAACUCUUGCAGAUUGGAAUAAUAUGAUCUUUGGGUACUGGAACUGGGGGAAUAAAGCUGAAGCGUGCAGACUCUUUGAUAUGAUGCCCGAGAGGAAUGUUGUCACUUGGACUGCUAUGGUUACUGGGUAUGCUAGGAUGAAGGAUUUGGAGAAUGCAAGGAGGUAUUUUGAUGAAAUUCCAGAGAAAAAUGUUGUAUCCUGGAAUGCAAUGCUCUCCGCUUAUGCUCAGAACAGAUUUCCAGAGGAGGCUUUAAAAUUGUUUGAUGAUAUGAUGAACUCCAGGGAUCAACCAAAUGAAACUACUUGGGCAAUUGUCAUUUCAGCAUGUUCGUCAUGUGGUGAUUGCUCCCUUGCUGAUUCAUUUGUUCAAAAGCUCAACCAGAAGCGGAUACAUUUAAGUUAUUUUGCCAAGACAGCGCUGCUUGAUAUGUAUGCAAAGCGUGGGAGCCUCCAGGCUGCUAGACAAGUUUUUGAUGAAUUGGGGGUGUCUAGGAACACUGUUACCUGGAAUGCCAUGAUAUCAGCUUAUACAAGGGUUGGGGAUUUGGCUUCAGCUAGAGAGCUCUUUGAUAAGAUGCUAGAAAGGGAUGUUGUCACAUGGAACUCGAUGAUUUCUGGUUAUGCUCAAAAUGGGCAGUCAGCUCUUGCAAUUGAUCUCUUUAAAGAUAUGAUUACUGCUGCUGAUGAUCCCAAACCAGAUGAGGUAACUAUGGUGAGUGUCAUCUCCGCAUGUGGACAUCUUGGAGCCUUAGACAUAGGAAAUUGGGUUAUCAGUAUUGUCAGGAAAAAUCAUAUUAAGCUAAGCAUAUCAGGAUACAAUUCUUUGAUAUUCUUGUACUCCAAGUGUGGAAGCAUGGAUGAUGCCAAGAGGACAUUCCAAGAAAUGACAACAAGAGAUGUGGUUUCCUACAACACAUUGAUUGCAGGGUUUGCAGCUCAUGGUCAUGGAAUGGAAGCUGUCAAACUACUGUCGAAGAUGAAAGGAGAAUUUGUUGAACCGGACCGUGUAACAUAUAUUGUUAUUCUUACGGCAUGUAGCCAUGCAGGGAUGUUAGAAGAAGGUUGGAAGGUUUUUGAGUCAAUCAAAGCUCCUGAUGCCGAUCAUUAUGCCUGUGUGAUUGAUUUGUUAGGUCGAGUGGGUAAACUAGAUGAAGCAAAAAAAAUUAUCGAUGACAUGCCGAAGGAGCCACAUGCUGGGGUUUAUGGGUCUCUUUUAAAUGCUAGCCGAAUUCACAAAAGAAUCGAUCUUGGGGAGUUUGCUGCAAGCACGCUCUUUGAGCUUGAACCACAUAAUUCAGGAAACUACAUUUUACUUUCAAACAUAUAUGCCUCAGCAGGCAGGUGGGAUGAUGUGGUGAGAGUUAGAGAAUUAAUGAGAAAAGUAGGGGUGAAAAAGGCAACUGGGUGGAGUUGGGUUGAAUACAAAGGUAAGUUGCACAAGUUCAUUGUGGGAGACAGAUCACAUGAGCGGUCAGACGAUGUUUAUAGGCUAUUGGCGGAAUUAGGGAGGAAAAUGCGAAAUUCUGGGUACAUGGCUGAUAAGACCUGUGUGCUAAGAGAUGUUGAGGAGGAGGAGAAAGAAGAGAUGGUGGGUACUCACAGUGAAAAGUUAGCAGUUUGCUUCGCUCUUCUGGUUACUGAUGCAGAGGCAGUGAUUAGGGUAGUGAAGAAUCUGAGGGUGUGCUGGGAUUGCCAUACAGCUAUGAAGAUGAUAUCUAACUUGGAGGGAAGGAAAAUUAUUUUGAGGGAUAAUAACAGGUUUCACUGCUUCAGUGAUGGGAUAUGUUCUUGCGGAGACUAUUGGUAACCUGUACCAAUAAACUUGCCAUUUUCAUGCUAAUGAGGACACACCUAAUGGCUUAAUGAUGCUCUUGCAACAUCAAGUAACAACAGCUUACAAGGUUAAGUGAAUAUAUGUUGAAGAAGGAAGGUAUCCGUGAGGUUGUAGCUCACAUAUGACUAGAGGACGAGCUUAUGUUUGGCUCAGGUAGCAAUGCUGCAUCAACCUCGUCUUCACUUCCAGGGAAUCAAGAUGUCAGGUUGAGAAGAAGCUUGAUCGGGGACUUGUUUAAACACCAGGUAGUAGAAAUACUAUAUUAAAUUCCUCCACUUUCAACCCAAGGCCAAAGUAAGAAUUUACUAUAGAAUAUUAGCUGAUUUUAAUGAUUUGAAUAUUAUU